CCCCUUCCCCGUCUGAAAUCUUGUCCAAAGCAGUCUCUAUCAAGAUCCGAUACGCAGAGGCACUGUGGAAUGUGAUAAGGACACGUAAUGGGGGGUGGCUGGUCACGAGAUGUAACUACAAAAAAAGCUCUGUAAUAUGAUGAAGAUAGGUCCUGAAAUACUUACUGCAAACUGGAUGGGCCAGAAGAGUCCAAUGGAUAGAAGUCUGUGCAAAGCUGUCGUAGAGGGAGAUUCAGAGAAAGUGAGAGAGUUAGUAAAAAAUAAUCCUCACAUUCUCAAAACGGUUACUCCUUUGGGUAAUACAGCUCUCCACGUAGCAGCAGGUCGAAAGGAUUAUAAGCUAGUUGAAGUAUUGAUUUCCUUGAAACCUUGCAUGAUGUUAACAAGGAAUGCAAUGCAAGAGACGGCGCUACAUAAAGCGGCGGCGGCGGGAUGUUUGGAAAUUGUUGAGCUUUUUCUCAAUUUUACGAGCCAUGCACGCUGUAAUUGCUCUGAAUGCCAACAUGUGGAGGGCUUUGAUUUAGAAGCUGGAGGAUUAAAUCAUCAGGAUUUAUGCCGAUCUCGAAAUGCUGAUGAUCAAACGGCCCUGCAUUAUGCCGCAAGGGGUAAUUACGUGGAGAUUGUGAGUUUGUUGUUGAAGAAAGUGAUGGGUAUUGCAUUGAUUGUGAAUAAAGCUGGGGAAUCUGCACUGUUUAUAGCAUGUGAAGAGGGGUGUUUAAACGUAGUAGAGAGAUUGUUGGAGAAAGAUGUUCGUGUUUCUGAUACUAGAUUGGAUGGUCGGACUUGUCUUCACGUAGCCAUUAAUAUGGACUGCUCUGAAAUGGCGUUCCACUUGCUGCGAAUGAGACCUGCAUUGGCCAAAAAGGAGGACGCUUCAGGUAACACUCCAUUGCAUGGAGCGGCAAUAAUAGGUCAUGCAAAGCUUGUAGAGGAGUUAUUGAGAAUAAGCCCAGAUAUGGCUCUUCAGAAGAACCAGGAUGAGAUGGCUGCGAUUCAUAUCGCGGCUCUUAUGGGCUAUGAGAAGAUUGUGAGUUGCUUGAUCGACAAUGUACCUGAUUGUAUAGAAGUUCUUGGGAAGGACAAUAAGAAUGUCCUGCAUUUUGCUCUGGAAUAUGGUAAUGUUUCAGUGGCUAAUACUCUGCUGUUCAACUCCAUGGACCCGGCUUUUUUAAUCAAUCAUGCUGAUAAUGAUGGCAAGACGGCAUUUCACAAAGCAGCCAUUGAUCGGGAACUGGCUUCAAAGAUGCUAUCUCCAAUGGCAAAGAUAUCGACAUGGAAUCUGAAUGCAGUAGAUAUCAGCGGUCUUACAGCCCUAGAUGUGAUCGACAUCAAGACAACGUUCCCUCAAAAUUGGCUCUAUGGCUUACCAUUGAGAGGAAGAGGAGCCUACCAGAAGGCAUGGACAAAUUUUCUGCUUAAAACAUCUAAACCAUUGCUGGAAGAUGAACCAGAGAUAUUCCCAGAGGUGUACUGUGACGAUAAAAAAGGUGGUGUAGACAGUCUCUCAAUAAUUGCGACUCUCGUUUUCACAGUGACGUUUGCAGCAGCCUUCACAAUUCCAGGCGGAGUACGGAGCGACAACGGCGUUCCUGUACGGAUGCAUGCAAUUGCACUGCAAAUCUUUACGUUAUUCGAUUCGAUAGCUUUCUGCAGUUCAAUGCUCGCAUUGUUUACUUUGACAUUUAAAUCGAGGAAGAGGGAAGUUGUUGAUCUUCUCCUCUUUCGCAUUGUAUAUCAUAGAGGGGUAUUAUGUUUCUCUAUUGGUAGUAAGUGGAUAGGUUAUGAUGGAUUAGGUUUUGUGCAGCACGCAGUGGGUGCAACGAUACUUUCAUUCAUCACUGGUGUAUAUGUAAUGGUAGCACCCAAGUGUUUGUGGUUGGCACUUACAGUCUGUGCCAUGGGAGCCUUCACCUACUAUCUAUAUGGCCUCAUGUUAUUUACCUUUCGUCGACAUUUGAUUUCCUUAUAGGGAAAAGAUGCGUAAUUAAUAAUGAUUAAUUUAAUUUAUGAUUUGAAUUUUA
Molecule: messenger RNA, 2021 nt
Organism: Cryptomeria japonica (Japanese cedar)
Lineage: Eukaryota; Viridiplantae; Streptophyta; Pinopsida; Cupressales; Cupressaceae
Product: ankyrin repeat-containing protein ITN1
Exons: 3
Coding region: 137-1969 (610 amino acids)
Cellular component (GO): plasma membrane
Molecular function (GO): protein phosphatase 1 binding; protein phosphatase regulator activity
Source: RefSeq, a predicted model, not a curated record